UCCUUGUCAAACACACUCCUGGGGAGCAGGACUGUGAUGAGCUUGGCUGCAAAACUGGCACCCGGUACCUGGUGACAGCACUCAUCAAAAACAAGAUCCUUUUCAAAACUCGCCCCAAGCCCAUUAUCACCAACGUCCCCAAGAAAGUAUGAAAGAACCCCGGAUUUUCCCUAGAGAGCGGCCAACUCCUUGGACUCGUGCUCAGUUGCCACCUCGAGGACGGCUCGACAGUUCCCUGGGACCACAAGGGGGUCCUGUUUUGAACACAGGCCACCCGCUGGGCAUGAAUUCUGAUCCCUUCCUUAUGGCAUCCGGUUCUCUUGGUGGAAAUCUGGCCCCAUUUCCAAGGAACCCAUCGCCUUUUCCAACUUCAUCAGGCUCAUUGGCUUCAAAUCCAGCACCUUUCCCUGCUGGUGCUCGUGACCCAGGCAUGGCUUCUUUUCCAAGAGGGAUGAAUCCCACUGGCGCAGGUGCAGUUUCUUUCCCAAGGCCUGGUGGCCUCUUGGGCCCGGGCCCGGGCCCGGGGCCGUCUCUAAACCCUAGGGCAGGGGCUCUUCCAGGCCCAGGGCCUCUGUCUAACCCAAGGUUAGGGGGUCUCCCAGGGCCAGGUCCUAUGUCCAACCCAAGGUCAGGUGGUCUCCUGGGAACGGGUCCUGACCCCAGAAGUGGCGGCCCUAUGGGCCCAGGGUCUGGGCCCAACCUGAGAGCAGGUGUCCUGUUGACUUCUGGGAAUGGUCCUCCUAAUCCUAGGCCCGUUGGCCUGGGACCAGGACCAAGUCCCAAUCUGAGGUCAGGCUUCGUUGGUACAAACCCUGCCCCGAGAUCGGGUAUGUUUCCAGGCCCAGGCCUUGGGCCUAGCCCAGGCCCUAAUGUGGACACCAGAGCGGGUGGCCUCCUGGGCACAGGAUCUGGUCUUAACUUAAGAAUGGCUGGACCUCAAGGCCUAGAUCUUGCCCCCAUUCUAAGAGCAGCAGGUCUUCUAGGAGCAAAUUCAGCUGCUUUCUCACAGGCUUCUGGAAACAUGGGCACAAGCCCAUCUUCUAUGGCAAGAGUGCCUGGCCCCAUAGGCUCAAACUCGGGUCCUGGCUCUCGGGGAAUUGGCCUUCCAGGGCCAAAUCCGUCUCCCAUGUCCAGGGCUCCUGGCCCCAUAGGUCCUAACUCAGCUCAUUUUUCAAGGCCAGCUGGGCCCAUGGGGGUAAAUGCUAAUCCCUUUCCAAGGGGGACAGGUUCAGGGGGGCUGAAUCCAGCUGCCUUCUCUCAGGCCUCUGGCACAUUGGCUUCAAAUCCAGCUACCUUCCAGAGGUCUGCUGGCCUCCAGGGCUCAAGUCCAGCAAUUUUCCCAAGAACCUCUGGGCCACUAGGCCCCAACCCAGCUAACUUCCCAAGGGCCAGUGGCUUGCAGGGUCCAAGUCCAGCUGCCUUCCCAAGGUCUACUGGCCCAUUAGGCCCUGGUCAGGUUACUUUCCCCAGGUCAGCUCCUGGGCCCCUGGGCUCUUCUCCAGCAGGCCCUGUGGGUAUCAACCCAGCUCCUUUUGCAAGGGCAACUGGGACCCUGGGUCUAAACCCAGCUUCCUUUCCAAGGAUGAAUGGCCCUGUAAGCAAGACUUUGGUCCCAUUUCCUAGAGUGGGGAGCCUACCUGGCACAAACCCAGCUGCUUUCCCCAGACCAGGGGGUCCAAUGGCUGCAAUGUACCCAAAUGGAAUGUUACCCCCUUAAACACUGUUUUCUCUCCAGGACCGCUUUGGUUUUCAAGCACCAUGGUUCUGGGCAGGGGCUGUGUUGUAAGUAAAAGGGUAGAUGUGGAGCUACACUCUGAAGUACAUAGCUGGGGCUCAAGUUCAGAUGAGCCAUCUUUUUUCCUCUGCUUCUUUCUUGACUGAAGGUGAAAUGUUAUAUGUGGGAGAUGGACUACGGCAGGUGGGAAUGAUCCUGACCUUGACAGAUCUCCAGCCCGCCAGAAGCCUGCUGUGCUUUUGUCCCACAGCUUUUUGCCCUUUGUUUCUUACUAGUUUCUUGAAUUGUUCAUGUGGACUUUUCCUCAGGGAUACAUUGGCCUGCAGGCCCCACUUCAUAUGUAGUCCCCUGCUCACCACUGGAGAAUCAGCUCACUGCUCUCUAGGAUUGUUGCAUUGGUGAACGGACCAUACUUCAGCAGCUCUGACCUGGGCAGCUUGGACCUGGUCAUCCUCUACUGCCAUACCUUUCCCUGGGGGCUUGAACACAGAACAGGGAGGUGGACAACCACUUCAGAGACCCACCAAAUACAAUUUCUGCUUGAUUGACUGGGCCUGCAGCUUCCUUCUCCUGGGACUUAGAGGAGGCCAGAAUCAAGGCUCCACUGCUCAUCUAACUCCCUCUCCACUAGUACUCCCGAUCAAAGAACCUCAGAAUUUAAACUGACGUGGAUGGGAAUAUGGGGAUUGGGGUGGGGGGCUGGGGGAAUAAAGGGGAGAGAUCACUGUGCUUCGUUCAGCCUGAUGUGAAAGGAUGGUUGGUGUUUUUCCUGCUUGUAUCUUUUCUUACCGUUUCUUUAAUAAAUGGGAUGAGAGGGC
Molecule: messenger RNA, 2553 nt
Organism: Ailuropoda melanoleuca (giant panda)
Lineage: Eukaryota; Metazoa; Chordata; Mammalia; Carnivora; Ursidae
Gene: DERPC
Product: DERPC proline and glycine rich nuclear protein
Exons: 2
Coding region: 149-1717 (522 amino acids)
Source: RefSeq, a predicted model, not a curated record